This is a messenger RNA of Xylaria bambusicola, 2742 nucleotides long. RefSeq names its product WD40-repeat-containing domain protein. The record is from RefSeq and is a predicted model, not a curated record. The transcript is spliced from 2 exons. Gene Ontology annotation, biological process: maturation of SSU-rRNA from tricistronic rRNA transcript (SSU-rRNA, 5.8S rRNA, LSU-rRNA). Lineage: Eukaryota; Fungi; Ascomycota; Sordariomycetes; Xylariales; Xylariaceae. Gene Ontology annotation, molecular function: protein binding. The coding region runs from base 442 to 2502 and encodes 686 amino acids. Gene Ontology annotation, cellular component: 90S preribosome; nucleolus; small-subunit processome.
GACAUCUCCGCUCUGCUUGACACCAUACGUACUCAAGUAUCUUUACAUGUAAAAGGAGUGCGCUAGUACUUAUCGCCACCCCCUGUUCCUACUUAUAUCGUGGUACCUACCCAGGAUGUACCCUCAAAAGCGGGCUAGCGAGUACUUAGGUGCGCAUUUGCUGGGGUACCUGGACCAUGACAUCCAAUGUUCCACCUCAUAUGUACCUACGUAGUAGGACCGCGCUACUGCUGUACCGGUAUCAGUCUGGCGCUUCAGAGAGCGAGGUAUGCGUAGUUUAGCGCGUCAGUAGAUCAGUAGAGGUAUCACUUAUCGAUACAAGCCCCACUGUAUUUUCUCAUUCGCUGCCUCCAAUCGUGAUGCUUGGAGCAGCCUAUCUCACUUUGUCAUCGUUCUUUUCAUGCUCUUCUAACCAACCCUCUAAGAAAGUCGUGGCCCAGGAUGCAUGUUCAACAAGGCGACGUACCGGUGUACACGGUGGCAGGCGCCAAUACCGCGAGGCCACUCCCAGACUGGCUUGCUCGACGGAGGAAGCGUAGCUUGAAGGCCGACCCCGAAUAUCAGAAUCGCAUAGAGCUCUUGCAAGACUUUUCCUUUGAGGAAGCGAGUGCUUGUGUCAGGGUUUCUGAAGACAACAAUUGGAUUGUUUCAACUGGAACAUACAAGCCCCAGAUUCAUGUUCACUAUCUCCCACACCUUUCCUUAUCAUACGCGCGGCACACAACGAGUCUCAACGUCAAGUUUUCCCUGCUCUCGACGGAUGCCUCCAAAUCGCUACACUUACAAAGUGACCGACGGGUCGAACUACACACACCAGCCGGCCUUCAUGAGGCCAUAAAACUACCUCGAUACGGCCGAGAUCUUUGUUAUGACCGUUUAACGACGGAGGCGCUGAUUGGGUCUGUCGGCUUAGGUCCAGAGGGUCAUGGAGAGGUCUUCAGAUUCAAUCUUGAAGCUGGAAGAUUCAUGCAAUCUUAUAGGGUAGAUGUAGGGGGUGACAGCGGUUCCGAAGUAGGACUACAGGGUAGCAGUAUGUGCUUGAAGUCUGCAAUUUCUUUUUACACAGACCUAGGACUUGUAUCUCGUGGCCUUGCUGGUUCCCUAAUAUCAGUGCGCAUUGCUAAUUUGCAUCGCUGUUUAGUUUGGGCACCGGCCGUCAAUUCUAUAGCGAUUGCGGAAAAUGCACACAAUCUUCUCGCAUUCGGCACUUCCGUUGGCUCUGUCGAGUUUUGGGACCCCCGUUCUCGGUCUCGCAUCGCCGUCUUAGGUGGUCAGGAGGGUGAAAUUACUGCUCUUGAUUUCAACGACUCGGGGCUCUCAAUAGCUACGGGAAGCUCUUCCGGCGUAGUAAAGCUUUUCGACAUGCGAAGUCCAAAGCCUCUCUGGCAGAAAGACCACGGUAGCGGAUUCCCGAUCAAGAACCUCAUACAUAUGACGACUUCUUCCUCAGAACGCAAGAUAUUGUCUAGCGACAAACAACUCAUAAAGAUCAACGAGGAAACUUCUGGACAGACAUGGACUAGCAUUGAGCCCAUCGUUGAUCUAAAUUUUACUACUUGGGUCAAAGGAACUGGGAUGAUUCUCACGGCCAACGAAGGCCAGGCGAUGCAUGCUUUCUUGAUCCCUCAAUUAGGUAAUGCACCACGGUGGGCCGGGCAUCUCGAUUCUCUCACAGAGGAGAUGGCAAGCGAAGUAACAACGGAUAACUACGAAAACUACAAGUUCUUGACGUUGCCCGAGUUAAGGUCUCUCAGUAUGGACCAUUUAAUCGGCAAAACCAAUCUGUUACGGCCCUAUAUGCACGGCUAUUUCGUUGCUUCAAAACUAUACGAGCAAGCCCGACUUAUUGCCAAUCCCUUCGCUUUCGAAGAGGAGCGCGCCAAGCGUAUCAAAGAGAAGGUUGAGAAGGAACGUGCUAGUCGCAUUCGCGGCAACAAGAAGGUCAAGGUUAACCAGAGACUCGUCAACAAAUUGCUCAAGAAACAAGAGAAGAGAGCUACUGUCGACCCGAAUGCUGGCAUUCUUGGUGAUGAGCGUUUCAGCCGGAUGUUUGAGAAUGAAGAGUUCCAAAUUGAUGAAAACAGCCGAGAGUUCAAGGCGCUCAACCCAAGCACACAAGUUGACCCUGAAACAGGCAAGGCAGCUCGCCCAGUAACCUCAUUCUCGGAAGAAAGUGAUGUGGGUAGUGAGAGCAGCAGUGAUGAGAGCGAUGAUUCUGAGGGCACGCCUCAGACAGCCCAAAGAGACUCGGUUGUUAUGCGUGUUAGUUCUUCGAAUCGAGAGGGUGGUGGGCGGGACCGUGAUACGGCGUUUGGGUCUAGGACUCAAAAACAGAAUCGUCCCGCCAAGGCUAGAGGGCGUGAUGUAGUUGGUGAUAAGGAAAUCACGUUUGCGCCAGAGCCGAAAAUGAAAGAGAAGAGGGACGAGCCUACAACAUCAGAAGCAGAGAAGCGGACUAAGGCUAGGCGCAGUGCCAGUGGAAACGUUCUAAGGCGAAUAUGAUAGUCCGUUAUCCGAUUGAAAAAAAAAAAAAAAGUACAAAUUAUUAGCACAGUCAAUAGCCAACUCCAUUUCUCGCGACCUAGGCGUUGGAGACUAAAUCAUGAUACCCAUCUAUCAAUUCCCGUUGAUUUCUUUGGCCCACCGCUCCAGGCGCAUUUGUAGCUGAUUUAUUUUCUCGUCCACUUGUUGCCCCGCCCUUCAGGACUUUGUCGGACAGUCGAUUUGGCCAACCCCUUCUCA